Molecule: messenger RNA, 1109 nt
Organism: Amaranthus tricolor (Joseph's coat)
Lineage: Eukaryota; Viridiplantae; Streptophyta; Magnoliopsida; Caryophyllales; Amaranthaceae
Product: WAT1-related protein At2g37460-like
Exons: 8
Coding region: 1-1065 (354 amino acids)
Cellular component (GO): plasma membrane
Molecular function (GO): transmembrane transporter activity
Source: RefSeq, a predicted model, not a curated record
AUGGAGACUUCAAAAUCACAUAGUAAGUACACAAAAGCAAAGCCUUACAUAGGAGUCAUACUUCUACAAUGUGGGUUAGCAGGAAUGGAUAUUCUCUCAAAGGUUGCACUUAACCAAGGAAUGAGCAAUUAUGUUCUUGUUGUCUACCGCCACGCCGUAGCUACCAUCGUUAUCGCGCCAUUUGCUAUUUUACUCGACAGGAAGAAGAGGCCUAAGAUGACAAAAUCAAUUUUUAUGAAGCUAUUGCUGCUCAGUUUGCUUGAGCCUGUUAUUGACCAAAACUUGUAUUAUUUGGGAAUGAAGUACACGUCAGCAACCUUUGUAGCUGCACUGGUGAACGUUCUCCCAGCAAUUACUUUUGUAAUGGCAUGGCUACUCAGACUUGAAAUGGUGAAUUGGAAGAGUACACAUAGUCAAGCAAAGAUAGUAGGAACAAUAGCAACUGUAGGUGGAGCUAUGAUGAUGACGCUGGUUAAAGGCCCUCUUGCUUUUCAACCGUUUUGGUUCAAACAUGGCGGCAUAACUUAUGAUCAUGCUGUGACACACAAUGAUAUUAGUCUUCAUGCUGCCAUUAAAGCCUCCAUUCUUGUCACCAUUGGUUGUUUUAGUUGGUCUGCUUUUCUCAUUCUUCAGGUGAUGACUUUGAAGUCUUAUCCACGUGAACUAUCUAUGACUGCUUGGAUAUGUGUCAUGGGAACACUAGAGAAUGCUGUUGUUGCCCUUAUCAUGGAAAAGGGAAGAUCUUCUGUUUGGGCAAUUGGAUGGGAUGCCAAUUUGUUGGCUGCAGUAUAUAGCGGCAUAUUUUGUUCGGGACUAUUAUAUUACGUGCAAGGCGUUAUAAUGAUAGAAAGAGGCCCAGUCUUCGUCACCGCUUUCAAUCCUUUGUGCAUGGUCAUUGUUGCUCUUUUAAGUACCAUCUUUAUGGCCGAAAAUAUGUAUCUAGGAAGAUUAAUAGGCGCAAUAAUUAUCGUAGCAGGCUUGUAUAUGGUAUUAUGGGGAAAAGGGAAGGACUAUGACAGAUCGUCUCCUAUCAUUAAAAUGCAAGUAAUGUGUUUGUUGUAUUAAUAAAUCAUAAAUGCAAUAAUCCAAGAAAGGUUGGCUAAUGUUUA